AUGGUUCAGAAACAACAAGGCAAGGUGUACGAGGCUCCUACGGCCACCACCAUUAACAUCGAGGGAUCGGUGAUCUUGUCUAUUCUUAGACACACAUCGGAAAACUUCCCUUCCUUGUUCUCGGGCUCUCUCAUGGGCUUUGAAGACGAUGAAGGUACCAUCGAUAUCACCCACGCAUACCCAUUCCCUUACCCAGAUCAAUACGAAGGUGGAUCCUUCCGUUCAAAGAGUGGAUCAAAGUACCAGCAGGAAAUCUUGGAGGCCUUGAAGUCUUUGGAUGAGGGUGUUGAGUUCCAAGGCUGGUUCCAGUCUACUGUGUCUGGUAACUUCAUCACCUCCUCCUUGGUUGAUGCCGUUGCCCAGCAGCAGCUUAACAACAAGAACUCCUUCCUUUUGGUUCACAACAUGGUUUCCGUUGGCAAGGGCGUGGACUUGAAGGCUUUGAGAUUGUCUGAGAACUUCCUCUCCACAUACUUGGACGGCAAGUGGAAGACCAAGGAUUUGGAGAACCACAAAUUGUCUUACCUCAAUAUCUUCGACGAGACUCCAAUCCACAUCCACAACCAGAACUUGGUGAACUUGUACUUGGCUUCUAGCAAGGAGACUACCUUGUCCAACGAGUUUGACACCUUGAACUUCUCCUCCAACUCAAACAUCACCACGCAAUUGUUGGAGAACUUGUACAGCCAGAUUGACUCGUUCAACUUUGACCAGACCAACUUCAACUACUACCAGAGAAUCUUACAGAAGGAGCACACUAAGAUUCUUCAAUGGAAGCAGAACAGAAAGAACGAGAACACCGAAAGAGCCAAGAUUGGUGAGUCCGAGUUGAACCCAGACGAGUGGCAGAGUAUUUUCAAGUUGCCUACUGGUCCUUCGAGAUUCAACAACACUUUGUAUUCUAGAGCCAUCGACGAGUUGGCAGACGACAUUUUGAAGAAGUGCGACCAAGAGUUGAUCAAGAGUUUCGCUAUUGAGAGAAACCAGGCCAAGAGAGCUGGUCUAGUGCUUCGAGAGUUCCUUGAACAGUUUGACGAAAAGGAUGGAGCCAACGCGAGGAAUGUGCUCUUCUACACUUCGCCAUACUUACGAGCUCGCCAGACUUGCAAAGACAUUAUAGAUGGGAUCCAGGAUCUAGAAGGCGUUCAGUACCAUGUCAAAGAGGAAGCGAGGAUGAGAGAGCAAGAUUUCGGCAAUUUCCAGAGCACUCCAGAAGAGAUGGAAAAGAUCUGGGCGCAAAGAGCACACUACGGUCACUUUUUCUUUAGAAUUCCUCAUGGCGAGAGCGCUGCCGAUGUUUAUGAUCGUAUUGCCAGUUUCAACGAGACACUUUUCAGGCAGUUCCACCAGGAUAAGUUCCCUAAUGUGUUGGUAUUGGUGACGCACGGAAUUUGGGCAAGAGUGUUCUUGAUGAAGUGGUUCCGUUGGAGCUACGAAGAUUUCGAGUCGUUAAGAAACAUUCCUCAUUGCCAUUUCCUUAUCAUGAAGCAGCAAGCAUCUGGACGGUACUCUCUUAAGACGCCGCUCCGAACAUGGGAUGAUUUACGAGAUCUGGAUGUCGAAGAGGAAAUCAGCAAGGAAUUCGUCCAAGAGGUAAACUUCAAUUCCAUGAACAAGCUCGAUAAUCCAGACGAUAUGGACAUUCACAGCAUCAUUCGGGCUCAAGUAGAGGCUAUUGAAGAGAACCGCCAGAAAGACAAGCAGAUCAGAGAAGACUACAAACAUACCUUGGCGACCAAACUCUCACAGGAAGAUCAGAGUACUCAAAACAGCACCGAAGAUGUUCUGGCCUUGUGA
Candidozyma haemuli is the source of this 1797-nucleotide messenger RNA. RefSeq lists its product as uncharacterized. The transcript has 2 exons. Gene Ontology annotation, molecular function: phosphatase activity; translation initiation factor activity; metallopeptidase activity. NCBI's taxonomy places the organism in Eukaryota, Fungi, Ascomycota, Pichiomycetes, Serinales, Metschnikowiaceae. The record is from RefSeq and is a predicted model, not a curated record. Bases 1 to 1797 code for a protein of 598 amino acids. Gene Ontology annotation, cellular component: eukaryotic translation initiation factor 3 complex; cytoplasm.